This is a messenger RNA of Ambispora leptoticha, 2388 nucleotides long. NCBI's taxonomy places the organism in Eukaryota, Fungi, Glomeromycota, Glomeromycetes, Archaeosporales, Ambisporaceae. The record is from the annotation of a GenBank genome assembly.
AUGGCUAGAUUGCCAUGUGCCGAGAUUCUAAUGCAACAAGAAGAAAAAUUUCAUGGUUCCUUUGUUCCUCAAGAUUCAUACAACGAGCUGGUUACGCUUCCUCCCGAUUUGGAAGCAUCUGUCACAGAAAUUUGGCAAUCAAAUGAUCCACUUGAUAGUAGCGACUUCAACCCAAUAGAAUAUAUUAAUCAGUUGCUUCCCAAUGAGGAAUCUUUGGCAUCGGUUGAUAUUACCAUGAAAAAACUACAAAUUAAAAUGCGGCAAAUCGAAAACAAGAUACGUGAAUUAACUAAAACGAAAAAAGAUUCUUCUGGUGGAAGUCAAGGAACCGAGGAGUUGAUCGCGACAAAGAAAGCUAUAGAGGAACUCUUUGAGCGUGUAAAACAAAUAAAAGAGAAAGCUACGCAAUCGGAAAUCAUUGUGCAAGAGAUAACGCAGGAUAUAAAGUCUCUUGAUUAUGCUAAACGACAUUUGACAGUUUCUAUAACUACAUUGAAACGGUUGAACAUGCUUGUGGUAGCCAUCGAUAAAUUGAAAAAAAUGGCACGUGUAAGACAAUACAAGGAAACAUCGCAACUCUUGCAAGCGGUGUUGGAAUUAGCAAAACACUUUCAGCGUUACAAGAGUAUUAAACAGAUCUCGGAUUUAUCUUCGUCCGUUACCUUAUUCCAAAAUGACCUCAAACAACAAAUAUUUAGAGAUUUUGAUUUGAGCUUUUCACAGGAUGGGAGUCUUAUUGCUCAGGAAGCACCACUUGCGGAUGCUUGUUUGGUAAUGGAGAUGGCUUCCAUUGACAACCUGACGCGAAGAUACGCGUGGUUAAAUCGUGCAAUAAAAAAUUACGAGAAAGAUCAUACGAUCAUUUUUCCCGAGCACUGGCGACUGAGUGAAAUUCUCAGCUGGAAGUUUUGUGAAAUAACUAGAGAAGAUGUAUCCAAUACGCUUAAGACGAUUGCGAAUGAUCUAGAUGUUAAGGUUUUGUUGAAGAAUAUGCAGCUUACUAUUGAGUUUGAAAAUCAAUUGUCGAAGAAAUACAAUAAUUUAGAAAACCCAGGCUCGCCCUCGUCUACAGAUUCGCCAAAACGAUACGAAUUCAAAAAAAGCAUUUCUAUAUCUUUCCAACCUUAUCUUGGCAUUUAUAUAGACGCGGAAGACAAAGCAAUAUUUGAAAUGAUCAAUUCAUACCACACCGAAUUGAUUCCUGACGAAGAUCCGGUAUUCCUAUCAAGCACUGACCUAUUCUACUAUUAUGGUGAGACGCUUAAAAAUUUCGCAAAGUUGUCGACAGGUCAAUCUUUUCUCGAUUUGGCUGGUAUGUUUGGUAAAUGGCUGAAAAUUUAUGCGAGUGAUAUAUUGAUCGGAAAAUUGCCAAAGGAAGAAAAACGUGAAAUGACGCGACAAGAGCUCAGAACUAUUUGCAUAAUUCUGAAUACUACAGAUUAUUGCUAUAAUACCACAUCACAACUCGAAAACAAAUUAAUUGAAACAAUCGAUAAAGAAUACAAAGAUAAAAUAGACUUUGAAGCUGAACGUGAAGCCUUUCUAAAUGUCGUUACAACGGCAAUAAGAAGUCUCGUAAAAGGAAUCGAAACUAACUACGAAGACGUAUUCACAAUGAUGAGCAAAAACUCAUGGGGUGACUUGGAAUCAGUGGGUGACCAGUCCGAUUAUGUCUCGAUGUUUCAAUCAACCUUACGUACGAGUGUUGUCGUUAUUCAUAAAGGAAUCACAAAUAAUCGGUAUUUCCGGAUAUUUUGUGAUAAAUUCGUAGAUUCUUUUGUGACGCGUAUUAUUAAUAAUUUGACAAAGUGCAGGCCUAUUUCUGAAAUAGGAGCUGAACAGUUAUUGCUUGAUAUUCACGCUCUUAAAACAAGCAUUUUGGAGAUACCAACAUUAGGUAUCGAAAAUCCUGCGCCUCCAUCGACGACAUUUGUAAAAAUUGUCAAUAAAGGAAUAAGCAAAAUAGAAAUUAUCCUCAAAUUGGUGCUUACUCCUCAUGAACCACCGGAUGGCCUGGUGAGCAAUUACAUUCUUCUUAUUGGGGAUAGAAAUCCGGCCAAUUUCCAAAAGAUACUGGACUUGAAAGGUAUAAAAAAGAUUGAACAACAACCGAUAAUAAACAUAUUUCAACAGCGCGUGCAAGAUCACCCUAAUCUUGUGGAAAACUCGAAUAUUCUAUCGUUGAUGACAUGGUCCACAUCUACUAUCAUACAACAAUCGCUUCCAAACAUUCUUAAUAAUGCCACUUUGUUAGCAGCAAGUGAUCGAAUAUCGAUAGCUGAUCGGAGUGGCGCUGCUGCUAAUAGGUUUAAUGUAGGCGUUCGAAAAGUGUUGGCUGGAAGAACGUGGCUUCGUAAAGACGGAGGAGGAAACAAUGAUGAUUCUUAA